CUGCUGCUGCUGCUGCGGGAGCUGGGGGAGACCUGGGUGACUCGGGACGCUUAGACUUGUUCGGGCAGGAAGGAGUGCCUCUGGUCAUGUGCGAAGUGCGUUUCCCUUGCCCCGACUUAUUACCCUUAGCCCCGCCCCCUUCCUCCUGACUCUGGACACUCUUGUUUUGGAGAAGGAAGCCUCGGCCGCGGUGGCGAAGCGGGAAGAUGAACUGUGGGUUUCUCAGGGGAGUGGGUUGCGGAGGUGAAAGGGAAGAUGGAGGCUGGUGGAGGAGCUGGCUACAGCAAAGCCUUCAAACAGUCAAAGAUAAGUCCACAGAGGCCUUGGAGUUCAUGAAACGUGACCUGACAGAGUUCACGCAAGUGGUCCAGCAUGACACAGCCUGCACCAUUGCUGCCACUGCCAGCGUGGUCAAGGAGAAGCUGGCUACGGAGAGUUCUUCAGGUGCAACAGAGAAAGUGAGGAAAGGGCUCUCCAACUUCCUGGGUGUUAUCUCAGACACGUUUGCACCUUCACCAGAUAAGACCAUCGACUGUGAUGUCAUAACACUGAUGGCGACACCUUCUGGGACAACAGAGUUGUACGACAGUGCCAAGGCUCGGCUAUACAGUCUUCAGUCUGACCCGGCCACCUAUUGCAAUGAACCUGAUGGGCCUUCUGAGCUCUUUGAGACCUGGCUAUUGCAAUUCAACUUAGAAGGGAAGAAAGGGGAUAUCUCGGAGCUCCUGGUGAACAGCCCUUCCAUCCGCUCCCUGUACUCCAAGAUGGUGCCAGUGGCUGUAUCCCAUUCUGAAUUUUGGCAACGCUACUUCUACAAAGUACAUUGCCUGGAGCAGGAGGAGGUCCGGAGGGAGGCUCUGAAGCAGCGGGCAGAGCAAAGUGUUCACUCUGAGGAGCCAGGCUGGGAGGAGGAAGAAGAGGAAUUUGUUGGGUCGUCAUCAUCUUGCCAGUCUCAUGUCUACUUGCAAUCUCCCCAAGAGGUGAAGGCAGCAUCUCCCACCUCUGCAGCAGUAGUUACUCCAACCCUGGAGGCAUCUGUGGAAAGCUGGGCCAUGCUUAGCAGCUCGCUGGCAGAGGCGACCCCAUCUGAAAGCAGUGAGAGCAUCUCCUUGGUGACUCAGGUUGCAAACCCUGCUGCUGUACUUGCCAUGCCCUUACAGACUGGAGCCCAACUCUCUGGGGCAGGGGACCUCUCUCUGAGGCUGCAGGAAGCUACUGCAGAGGAGCAGGCCUUGUUGUUGAAGCCAGCGGAGCCUUUACAGCCGUCUGCAACUCCUCAGGAGGUGAAGCCUUCCCCAGAGCAGCCCAGGGGGCAAGUUGAGGCCAAGCCAGCCAGCAGGACAGAGACUCUGCGAGAGGAAGGGCUGAUGGAUUUGCGACUCUUUGAACUCAACUCAGACAGUGGGAAAUCCACUCCCUCCAACAAUGGGAAGAAAGGCUCAAGCACAGAUAUUAGUGAGGACUGGGAGAAGGACUUUGACCUUGAUAUGACUGAAGAGGAAGUGCAGUUGGCCCUUUCCAAGGUGGAUGUCUCGGAGGAGAUGGAAGAUGAAGAAUGGGAAGACUGGGAAUAGCAAGGGGUCAUCACUUCCCACCUGGUGCAUCUUGGUAUCUUCCCCUGCCCCCUCCUGCCCCCCUCCACACCAUCCAAUGUGAAUUAAAUCGCAGAGCAACCGG
This is a messenger RNA of Rhineura floridana, 1677 nucleotides long. It is a transcript of the gene BSDC1, whose product is annotated as BSD domain containing 1. The transcript has 11 exons. Lineage: Eukaryota; Metazoa; Chordata; Lepidosauria; Squamata; Rhineuridae. The record is from RefSeq and is a predicted model, not a curated record. The coding region runs from base 207 to 1574 and encodes 455 amino acids. Gene Ontology annotation, cellular component: cytoplasm.